This is a messenger RNA of Haemorhous mexicanus (house finch), 6116 nucleotides long. RefSeq names its product PR/SET domain 6 (gene PRDM6). The record is from RefSeq and is a predicted model, not a curated record. Gene Ontology annotation, cellular component: nucleus. Gene Ontology annotation, molecular function: protein binding; histone methyltransferase activity. Bases 250 to 1971 code for a protein of 573 amino acids. The transcript has 8 exons. NCBI's taxonomy places the organism in Eukaryota, Metazoa, Chordata, Aves, Passeriformes, Fringillidae.
AGCCUGCCAGAGCCGAGCCGAGCGCCCGACCGCGACUGCGAUGCGCAGCCACAGCAGAGGGAGCCCCGUGGCUCGCAGCUAGCCGUCCCUCCGGUCCCCGGAACCUGAAGAAGGAUCACCCCGCUUCCGCGUGGACAAAGACCGGAGAAGUCUUUGCUCCCGGCCGUUGUCCGGCUCGAAGGCUCCCGGAGCAGCCGACACCUCCGCACGCCGCCCGUGCAGCAGCGCUUAUCCCGCUCAGGCAGAGCUAUGCUGAAGCCCGGAGAUCCCGGCGGAUCCGCGUUCCUGAAGGUGGAUCCCGCCUAUCUGCAGCACUGGCAGCAGCUUUUCCCGCAGAGCAGCCAGCUCAAAAGCAGCGGGCCCCUCGCCCAGCUCCAGCCACCCGAGAGAGCCGAGCCCCAGGCUGACAGCCUCCGCCAGCGCCCGACCUCCCUCUCCUCUGCCUCCUCCUCCUCUUCCUCGUCCACUCCGUCUUCCUCCUCCACCUCGUCCUGCGUCGCUGCGGCGGCGGCUUCUCUGGCUGGUCUGACCUCCCUGCCUGUGACCCAGGUCCCGGUCUUCGGCCCACUGCAGAGCUCGGAGCUCCCGGCCGGGGGAGCGCCCGCUCCCCUGCAGGGCAAGGAUUUGUGCGGAGCCGGCAGCGGCGGAGGCAAAUGCGGCGACCGUGGUGCCGCUCGGUACCGCUGCACGGCCGAGGAGCUGGACUACUACCUGUACGGGCAGCAGCGCAUGGAGAUCAUCCCCCUGAACCAGCACACCAGCGACCCCAACAACCGGUGUGACAUGUGUGCCGAUAAUCGGAACGGCGAGUGCCCCAUGCACGGGCCCCUGCACUCCCUGCGCCGGCUGGUGGGCACCAGCAGCGCCGCCGCCGCCGCCCCUCCGCCCGAGAUCCCCGAGUGGCUCCGGGACCUGCCCCGGGAAGUGUGCCUGUGCACCAGCACGGUGCCUGGCCUGGCCUACGGCAUCUGUGCGGCACAACGCAUCCAGCAGGGCACCUGGAUUGGGCCCUUCCAGGGAAUCUUGCUCUUGCCAGAGAAGGUUCAAGCAGGUGCCAUCAGGAACACUCAGCAUCUCUGGGAAAUAUAUGACCAAGAUGGGACACUGCAGCACUUUAUCGAUGGUGGAGAGCCCAGUAAGUCAAGCUGGAUGAGGUACAUCCGAUGUGCCAGGCACUGUGGGGAGCAGAACUUAACGGUGGUUCAGUACAGGUCGAAUAUAUUCUACCGGGCUUGUAUAGAUAUCCCCAGGGGUACUGAGCUGUUAGUGUGGUACAAUGACAGCUACACAUCUUUCUUUGGAAUCCCUCUCCAGUGCAUUGCACAAGAUGAAAAUUUGAAUGUCCCUUCGACUGUAAUGGAGGCCAUGUCCAGACAAGACACCCUACAGCCAUUUAAUAAAAGUAGCAAGCUAUCCCCUGCCACUCCACAGCGAUCCGUAGUAUUUCCACAGACUCCGUGUAGCAGAAAUUUUUCUCUCUUGGAUAAGUCUGGGUCCAUCGAGUCAGGAUUUAACCAGAUCAGUGUCAAAAACCAGCGAGUUCUUGCAAGCCCAACUUCAACAAGCCAACUAAAUUCUGAGUUCAGUGACUGGCAUCUUUGGAAAUGUGGGCAGUGCUUUAAGACUUUCACCCAGCGGAUCCUCUUACAGAUGCAUGUGUGUACGCAGAACCCCGACAGGCCCUACCAGUGUGGUCACUGCUCCCAGUCCUUCUCCCAGCCCUCGGAGCUGAGGAACCACGUCGUGACGCACUCCAGCGACAGGCCCUUCAAGUGCGGCUACUGCGGGCGCGCCUUCGCUGGUGCCACAACGCUCAACAACCACAUCCGCACACACACGGGGGAAAAGCCCUUCAAGUGCGAGAGGUGUGAGAGGAGCUUCACACAAGCCACCCAGCUGAGUCGACACCAGAGGAUGCCCAAUGAGUGCAAGCCAAUAACAGAGAGCACAGAAUCAAUUGAAGUGGAUUAACUGAUUGACUGGUUGGAAUUAAACUGCAAGGAAAGUCAUGAUUAAAUGUCACGGACACUUAAGCAAAACCAAAGAUUUCCUCUGAGCAACUUUCAAUCAGUCCCAGAAAACCAAAAGCAGUAAUAAAAUAAGUAAGAUGUUAAGAGAUAUUGAUCCUGGCAUGGAAGUGAGACCAGGAAAGAGAUUAUUUAUUUAUGACUAGGGAUGAGUCUUAUUUCAAUUGACAAGUUACUUGGGACUGUUAACAUUUCAAGUCCCUUCAUGUAUUGCUUUAAUUCUGAAAGCCUUUAUAAUUGUUAUUUAAUGCCAAAGUGAGGAGUCUCAAGGGUUCUUCUGCUCAUAGUUAUGACUGAGAAUGCACAUGGACUUGUUUAUUGUUGCACCUUUUUUUGUAGCAUGACUCAAAGGACCCAGAUGUAAUCCGUGCAUUUAGCUGGGCUGGGCUAAGUUGAUCUUGACAUGGCUGUAAUAGAAAUUGCUGUGUGGGAUGGAAAGUGAUCAUGAGCUAUACCUGGGUCAGUGUCAGCCACCUCAGACCAAAGGGCAUUCCAUUUCCAUAGUCUCAUGCCUCACACUGUGUGCACUUUUUCAUGCAACUAGUUUGCAUUGUCAUUGUCACAGAUACUCUGAGAAAGGAAAAACAAAAACAAAAACAAAAACCAGUAAAAAAAAAUGGAAUGUUGUAUAUCUGCAAAUAGACAUUAUACAAAGAAACAAGUAGGAAAACUGUGUUAAAUUAAUAGAGCUUUCAAAUUCAGUCUAAUAGCUAUGAAAAACAGAGGUGGUAAAAAGUAUUUUAAACACUAAAUAUUCCAGUCCAUGUGUAAAUCAUAUUACAAGGAGCAGAAAACUGAGAAGAAACUUUUGGUUUGGGUAACUGAUUUAAUGUCAUGUUGAUUUCUAGGAAAACAAAUCAGAAAUCCAAACUAUAGUCCAUUGAUAUUUUCAGUCUGUUAUCUGGAUCAAAUUGGAAAUGCUCCUGUAUUAGAUGAAGCUUUCAAUACAGUUGGGCUGAGCUUCAAAACAAAAGCUAAAUCUGAAUAGAGAUACUUUAUCAAUUUCUUGGAGGCUUCAUAACAUUCACUUCAUGGAAAUUUGCCUGGUACAGUGAAUGGAGGAAAGCCAAAAUAUUCCCAACAUAAAUGUAAAAAACUCAGAUGUCAUUGCAUUGGGUUGAUUUAACAAUUUCCAUAUUGGCUUUUUUCCAUGCUUUUAUCAAUUAUGUAUUUCAGAUUUCACAAUUUGUCUAAUCAAAUUAUGUUUUCACUUUUAGAGACCAGUUUGUUUAUAUAUUGAUUGUCUCAAUGCUAGAGGAGUAGGUUGACAAAAAUGUUAAAAAAAGGAAAAAAAAAAAACAGAAAAAAAACCUAAAAGAAAAAAAAAGAAAAAAGAAAAAGAAAAUAUAUUAAAAGAAAAGAAACAAAAUCACAACCGUCAAGAAGCAAAACCUAAACAGUCUGAGGUCAUUCUUUAUUGUAAGGUAAAACUGCAAAAUAAAAUUGUGGAGAAUAUGGGGAUUAAAACAGAAUAAUUCAGUUUUGCACCAAAACUGAAGUGCUGAGUAGCUCAUAAGGGCUCAGUUGAUUAUAUUAAAUAUUUUAAACACAUUUAUGGGGAUGAUUUUAAAUAUGUAGAGAAUAAAGUAUCCAGUUCUGUAAAGGGCUAGACAGAAUCAGCUACAAAUUUGACACCAGGUUCAGACCAUUUAUGAAUUCUGCAAAGAGCUCAAGCAGAAAAAGAGCUUACAGUAAAAUUCAAAUGCAUUUAAAAGGAGUUUAAAAGCUAAGACAUCCAUACUGCAUGGUGUUCAUUUAUUAUACUGUAAAAACUACACUGCGGAAUCUGGAGUUUCCAAAGCUCUGCAGGGAAUUACUUCAGGAGUAUUUGUGUUCAGCUUUUGAAAUGUAAAAAACAUUGUGGGGGGGGGAAGAUUGUUUUUAUCAUUGUUCUAGCAAAUACCAGAUUAUCUCAUAAAGAAGGUUUAUUCCUAUGAGUUUUCAGCUCUAUUUCUGAGUGCAGAGGUAUGGGGAGCAAGCGAUUCUGUCACCUGCCUGAUUCUAUCCUCAAAACUAUGAGACUCUUAGCUACUAUAUAAAUGUGUUUGUUUGUUUGCUUGUUUUUAGGUUCAAAGAAGCAUGGGAAGCUGGGUAGGAAGACUUGAAACUUAAAGGUGACUAUUUGAACAUUGUUUUGUUCCUAGCAAGGUUAAUGAAACAGAAGAAACCAAAAUAAAAUCCUAAACCUUUCAGACACUCAUGCCUGUCAGCUCACAUUUUCCCGUAUUUAAGUGACUUAAUGUAAAGUAACAUUCUGGUGGGGCACCAACUUUCAGUUAACUAUUUGAACAGUAUCUAUUGAUCAUUUCAAGUAAACAGUUAAACAAAGAACAAGAGAUCAGAAAAUUUAUAAAUGGAGUAAGAGGGAAAAUGUCAUGCUCUGAAAAGCAAAUGUGAGCUAUGUUAGAUCAGCGAGUUGUGAUGCUGCAUUAUCCAACCCUGCUCCCAUGGUCGGGGAUGAGGUUUGUGGCAGUGAAGAGCACUCCACUGUAUUUGAAUCCUGUAGUGCAAAUAGUACCUAAGUAUGUGCUUACAGAAAUUGCAAGUUCCCUGCUGACUGCAGGUAGACUUACUUGUAUGUUUUCAUUUAAACAUGUCUAAAUAUUCUUCUGAAUGGGUGUGAAGUAAAGGUCAAUUGUUUCAAGACUGUACUGGAUUUUUUAAAAAAUGCACUAGAGUAGUAUGUCUGCAGAACUUAUUUUACUUUCCUUACAGAAAAUUCUUUCUAAUGUAAAUCACUAUGUUGUUCCGUAUGCCUAAAGACAACUUCAAUUAUUUUAUUAUUUUAUACAGUGCAUUUUCACAACAACACAUUUGGCAGCAUACGAAAGCAAUACAGUGAAAACCCAUGAUUUCACAGUGGCAUUUUCAUGCGUACCACAUUUGGCAUUCUGUUACAGCAUGGCAAAUGCAAAACCAACGUGAACACAAAAUGCAUUCUAGGUUUGGACUAAACAGAAUUCAGUUCCUGUCUGGACUUCCCAAAUACUGAGUGAGUUUCAGCUCAUGUAUCAGCAGAACAACUGUACAUUUUGGUCUGUUAUGCAUACAAUAUGUGUUUGCACACAGUAAUCUGAAGCAGUAAGUGUAAUACAAUUAUCUUUAAAUGUAGUGAUUAUGUGCCUGCCAUUUCAGAACUUCUGAAGCACUUGGCAUCUCUGUUUUGUAGUCUGGUAAAAAAUACAAGCUUUUGGUUUUUGAUUUUUCUUGUCCAAUCCUGAACAUGUUGGAAAUCAUAUUUAAAAACUGUGCCUCGUUCUGAUUCUUUUUCAGUGUGGAAUUAAAUUUUAUAUGUUCAUAGAGUUAUACAUUUCAGAAAGACUUUGGGUCCUUUAUAAACUUACUUUUAGCCCCUAAAGAUGAUAAUUUUAAAUACAAUUUGAUUUUCUUCCCAUGAAAGAAACCUGAAUUGGGAGUAAUAUAAUAAUUACAGUACAUUACAUACUAGAAACUCACAAGAAAUUAUAGGUAUACCUUUUACUUUUGGCAACAUCAUCUCUCCUUUAAAUUCAAAGUAAUUUUUUUAUGGUGCCAUUGCGUAAUGUGAUGCUGUGUAAUAGCUAAAAAAAAGGUGUGAUUUCAAACAAAUAAAUAAGUGAAUGUCCAAUAUUAAGUCCUCAUUGCUUUUAAGAAUAAUUAAGUUGCUCUCAUUUUUUUAGAAAUUACAGUUAGAAUGCUAUUUUGUUCCAUGCAAGUCCUUUCUGUGGAUAAGAUUCCAGAAAAUAUAAUAUUCUGGGACUCCAUGAAAUUUUUUUUUUCUUCCUAGAUUUUGGAAGUUUCAACAUCAUCAAGUCAAUCUGAAAAAGCCCACCCUAUAGAUGUAGAGUAUGCUGAAGGGGUCCUGUGUUGUAAUAAAAAUAAUAAUGACACUGUAAUUAGAAAGAUCAACAGUUUGCUUGCAUUUUUAAACUUCAUUAAAUUGCCUCUUUUUUACUGUAAAGGACCAAUUAAGUCAUGCAUGUAGCUGUAUUCUUGUGAUAUCAAAUGUAAAGAUUACAUUGUGUUUAAAUGAAAAUAACAGGCACACAUUUAAAAAGAAGAUGAAGAAAUGUAAAUAUAUUUGAUUAAUAAAACAUUUCUAUUACUGUA